AGUGACCACGCUUUAUGCACAUGCGUACUCAGGUGCGCCAGUAGGGGACGCGCUGGCACAGCAAAAUGGCGGCGGCACUACGGGUGGCUGCGGCCGGGUCGAGACUCAGCGUUCUGGCGAGUGGUCUCCGCGCCGCGGUCCGCAGCCUUUGCAGCCAGCCCACCUCUGUUGACGAGCGCAUUGAGAACAAGCGCCGGACCGCGCUACUGGGAGGAGGCCAACGUCGUAUUGACGCGCAGCACAAGCGAGGAAAGCUAACGGCCAGGGAACGGAUCAGUCUCUUGUUGGACCCUGGCAGCUUUGUUGAGAGUGACAUGUUUGUGGAACACAGAUGUGCAGAUUUUGGAAUGGCUGCUGAUAAGAAUAAGUUUCCUGGAGACAGCGUGGUCACUGGACGGGGCCGAAUCAAUGGAAGAUUGGUUUAUGUCUUCAGUCAGGAUUUUACAGUUUUUGGAGGCAGUCUGUCAGGAGCACAUGCCCAAAAGAUCUGCAAAAUCAUGGACCAGGCCGUAACGGUGGGGGCUCCAGUGAUUGGGCUGAAUGACUCUGGGGGAGCACGGAUACAAGAGGGAGUGGAGUCUUUGGCUGGCUAUGCAGACAUCUUUCUGAGGAAUGUUACGGCAUCAGGAGUCAUCCCUCAGAUUUCUCUGAUCAUGGGCCCAUGUGCUGGUGGGGCCGUCUACUCCCCGGCCCUAACAGACUUCACGUUCAUGGUAAAGGACACCUCCUACCUGUUCAUCACUGGCCCUGAUGUAGUGAAGUCUGUGACCAAUGAGGAUGUUACCCAGGAGGAGCUCGGUGGUGCCAAGACCCACACCACCAUGUCAGGUGUGGCCCAUAGAGCUUUUGAGAAUGAUGUUGAUGCCUUGUGUAAUCUCCGGGAUUUCUUCGACUACCUGCCCCUGAGCAGUCAGGACCCGGCUCCGGUCCGUGAGUGCCAUGAUCCCAGUGACCGUCUGGUUCCUGAGCUCGACACAAUUGUCCCUUUGGAAUCAACCAAAGCCUACGACAUGGUGGACAUCAUACACUCUGUUGUUGAUGAGCGUGAAUUUUUUGAGAUCAUGCCCACUUAUGCCAAGAACAUCGUUGUUGGUUUUGCAAGAAUGAAAGGAAGGACUGUUGGAAUUGUUGGCAACCAACCUAAGGUGGCCUCAGGAUGCUUGGAUAUUAAUUCAUCUGUGAAAGGGGCUCGUUUUGUCAGAUUCUGUGAUGCAUUCAAUAUUCCACUCAUCACUUUUGUUGAUGUCCCUGGCUUUCUACCUGGCACAGCACAGGAAUAUGGCGGCAUCAUCCGGCAUGGCGCCAAGCUUCUCUACGCAUUUGCUGAGGCAACUGUGCCCAAAGUCACAGUCAUCACCAGAAAGGCCUAUGGAGGUGCCUAUGAUGUCAUGAGCUCUAAGCACCUUUGUGGUGACACCAACUAUGCCUGGCCCACAGCAGAGAUUGCAGUCAUGGGAGCAAAGGGUGCUGUGGAGAUCAUCUUCAAGGGGCAUGAGAAUGUGGAAGCUGCACAGGCAGAGUACAUCGAGAAGUUUGCCAACCCUUUCCCUGCAGCAGUGAGAGGGUUUGUGGAUGACAUCAUCCAACCUUCUUCCACACGUGCCCGAAUCUGCUGUGACCUGGAUGUCUUGGCCAGCAAGAAGGUACAACGUCCUUGGAGAAAACAUGCAAAUAUUCCAUUGUAAACAAAUCAAAGGAAAAGAAACCAAGAACUGAAUUACUGUCUGCCCAUUCACAUCCCAUCCCUGCCUUUUGCAAUCAUGAAACCUGGGAAUCCAAAUACCAGUAAUAACUUAGAAUGACUAAGUUUAUUAAAUUCUAGAAAGAUC
Messenger RNA from Callithrix jacchus (white-tufted-ear marmoset), 1829 nucleotides. It is a transcript of the gene PCCB, whose product is annotated as propionyl-CoA carboxylase subunit beta. The record is from RefSeq and is a predicted model, not a curated record. Gene Ontology annotation, cellular component: mitochondrion. NCBI's taxonomy places the organism in Eukaryota, Metazoa, Chordata, Mammalia, Primates, Cebidae. Gene Ontology annotation, molecular function: propionyl-CoA carboxylase activity.